CAUGGCGGCGCCCGAUGGGCACGUCUAUGGCGGCGGCCAUGUUUCGAUGGCGGCUCCGGCCGCCGCUCCCGGCGCGGGCAGGUCCCGCCGGUGUCACCGUGCCCCGGGCAGGCCUCAAGAAGUACGUGAUGCCCCCGGACUACAGCGGAAUCAUCUUCCCGGAGAAGCCGAAGCUGAAGUUCAUGGAGAAGGUGCCGGCGGUGCCCAAGGUCCGGCGGGAGCCGCGGCAGCUCCGGGACAUCCGUGGCCCAUCCCGGGAGGCCACUGACUUCAUCCAGGGGCAGUACGGGAUCCUGGCUCUAGGUGGUGGCUACCUCCACUGGGGCCACUUGGAGAUGAUCCGCUUGACCAUCGGGCGCAGCAUGGACCCCAAAUCCAUGUUUGCCAUCUGGCGGGUGCCCGCUCCCUACAAACCGGUGACGAGGAAGAGUUUGGGCCACCGCAUGGGUGGUGGCAAAGGCCCCAUCGACCACUACGUGACGGCGGUGAAGAGCGGGCGCCUGGUGGUGGAGGUGGGAGGACGCUGCGAGUUUGGGGAGGUGAAACCCUUCCUCACGCAGGUCGCCAAGAAGCUGCCGUUCCCCGCCGUGCCCGUCAGCAGGGACAGCCUCCAGCGGAUGAGGCAGGAGGAAGAGGAGAAGAAACUCAACAACCAGAACCCUUGGACCUUCGAGCGCGUGGUCACCGCCAACAUGUUGGGCAUGAGGAAAUACCUGAGUCCCUACGACCUGCGGCUCCACGGGCGCUACUGGGGGAAGUUCUUCCUGAAGCACAGGGUGUGAGGAGUUAAAGGAAGGGAGAGACUGAAUUAAAGAUUCCCAAAGGA
Molecule: messenger RNA, 826 nt
Organism: Strigops habroptila (Kakapo)
Lineage: Eukaryota; Metazoa; Chordata; Aves; Psittaciformes; Psittacidae
Gene: MRPL16
Product: mitochondrial ribosomal protein L16
Exons: 4
Coding region: 15-782 (255 amino acids)
Biological process (GO): mitochondrial translation
Cellular component (GO): ribosome; mitochondrial large ribosomal subunit
Molecular function (GO): rRNA binding; structural constituent of ribosome
Source: RefSeq, a predicted model, not a curated record